Molecule: messenger RNA, 1679 nt
Organism: Megalobrama amblycephala (Wuchang bream)
Lineage: Eukaryota; Metazoa; Chordata; Actinopteri; Cypriniformes; Xenocyprididae
Exons: 9
Coding region: 781-1524 (247 amino acids)
Source: RefSeq, a predicted model, not a curated record
CCCUCGGACACAUUUCUAACCGGCAUGCAUCUCGCGGUGAUCACCGGUGAUCGGUUCUGCGCAGAAUUUGCUCAUCUCAAACAAGCCUAUUUUUUUUCCCCAAACCAGUUAAGCGCAAACCACGCCCCUUUACGUUAAAACCCCAACCCGCAGCCUUGACUCACGUCUCUAGCUCGAUUUCAUUGGUCAACACUGUUACAUUGUCACCUGAGGCGAUAAUGAAGGCCGUUGAUGAAUCCGUCGCUGACAAACGGGGAGUACGUCUGUUCUGGCUGUGAUGAAGAGCAAGCCGUACAUCUUAAGAACUGGUUACCUCCUGGGUAUAACUAUCACUUCUGCGCCUAUCGUUCAUGCACUACACAAUCAAAGUUGGACCACACAAGCUUUGAUGCGUCGCUCAGAAUUGCACUAACAGAAAGUUGUGAAGUAAAGGAAUGGGUGAAAAAGCUUAGUGAGUCAUCAGGAGUGAGUUGGAGAGUGGCAGUGACGAAACCAAGAAAGGGACAACGUGUGCUUUAUAAGGCUCAUUAUAGGUGCCAGCACAAUGUUUGUGUUCGAUCAGGCACGGCUAAUCAAAGACGGUUGUCAAAAAAUACAUGCUGUGAGGCAAAAAUGGUUUGCACUCUGGUGAAGGCUGUAGACAAAAGGGGAGGAUCUAGUAGGCACUGAGACACAGGGAUGUAGGGGCCAAGGCAAUAGAGUCCCUGACGCAGUUGUUUGAGAUCGGGCACAGCCCAACAUCAGCUCUGGCUGUACUUAAAAGUGACCUGCUGGCUGAGCAUGGCAACAACUAUGUAUAUGUCUCAGCCAACCGUGCCCUUUGCCCAGACCUUCAGUUUUGCUACAGCCUCAGUUUCUCUUGACUUCCUGAAACCUUUACGGCAAAAUAUGCCUAAGCCAAGCACGUUAGCUGUAGACAUGCCUCCGAGGCAAGAAACCUGCAAUACUGAUCAUCAGUACCAUCUCAGUGCUCAAGAUGACGACUUGCAUCAGCUGGGCCCGUCUUCCCUCAGCUCUGCACAACUGCACCAAACAUCACCUACUCUAGAGGACUCAUACUCCAAACAACACUGUGUGCCGGGUAACUCGGAGGAAGCAUCUAUACCUCAGUCUCCUGUGAGACGGAUGCUGGGACUGCUCAGUGAACUGGCUGAAAACUCUGACUACAGUGAUGCCAUUACUACAAUGGCCAAGCAGCUUGAAAAGAUGCAGCACAACCCGGCCCAACUGAUCUCUGCAUUUUACUGUUUUGGUAAAGGGAUGUCUGUGUCAAAACGUGCAGCAGCAUUAAGACGAGCUGCUAGAAGACCAGGUCCUAUUAUUGGUUGUCAGCCAACAGCAGUGGCCCGAAGAACAAAUAAGACCGGUUCUAGGCGGCGUUUGACAGCUGGACGGCCCAGAAAAAGUAGUUCCGGUCCAGAGCAUGACUACAGCAGAUAUACAGGAAAAGGGGGGAAAAGGGCUGUCAGGGUUCGCCACAAAUUGUCAGAAUCUGUGGCAAUGAACUACUCGCAUCAAACUUAAAAUGGUACCAAUGUUUGUAUAGUGUGAGUGGGUUGGGUGUUUUUAAUUUGUUUGUCCUGAAUGUUUCAAAAUAUCAAUUAGUAGACAAGUUUAAGGGUUAGUUCACCCAAAAAUGAAAAUUCUGUCAUUAAUUACUCACCCUCAUGUUUUUCCAC